Symbiodinium necroappetens is the source of this 1593-nucleotide messenger RNA. The record is from the annotation of a GenBank genome assembly. Lineage: Eukaryota; Dinophyceae; Suessiales; Symbiodiniaceae.
AUGCGACUGAGGUAUGACUCCGGAAGCUUAGAGAAUUUUUCUUUCGCAGAGAUCAACCAGCACGUCCAGGAGUCGGAGAGCACGGACGAAACUGGCAGCGACUGCUUCGAGCACGAUGUCUACUACCGAGAGGCCAACCGUGCCAUCAGCAUGCACGGCACUCACAGGACCGUCCAGCACUCUGCGGAUGCAUGCCAAAAAGCCUGUGCGAACCACAACGGUUGUGCGCACUUUUCCUACUGGAGGGAUGGAGGCUGCCUCCUGACCAGUUCUGGAGCCCACUCCGUCCAUCACCACGGCGUGGUUUCGGGAUCCGGAAGCUGCUCGGGUGGCGCCAGUUACGAAGGAGCCCCUACAGGAGCCUACACGGGCCCUAGCGUCAUGACAGUGAAGAACCGUGGCGGCAUGCCUCCCCCCAAGGGUGUCCAGCAGUACAACGGCAUCGCUUGGCCGACUAUGAAGAUUGGCGAGCACAAGGCAGUGUACCACAUGUUCGCGAUUGGUGAUUGGGGAGCUCUCAUUGGAACCAACCCGGGUCGCAUGAUCCAGUAUCGCAGUGGCCAGACCGGCGGUCCUCACACCAUGGCACGCUGGCGUGGGCCCUGCACCACCGACCAGAUGGCAUCCUGCAUGGGCGGCGGCCAGUGCCCGUCAGAUUGCCACUUCGAGCACGAUGCUGACUACCGUGCGCAGGUGAACGUCGCAAAUACGAUGAGGAAGUUUGCGAAAGAUCGCAAUCCAGAUCUAUUCAUCAACGUCGGUGACAACUUCUACUGGGGAGGCAUCAACACCUACUGCGGAACGCCGAUGCACAAAAUCGACCCCGUUACGGCGCACCAGUUCCGAGAGAUCUUCGAGAAUGUUUAUCAUGGUCCCGGGGUGGAUGGAAAGCCCUGGCUCAGCGUCUUGGGGAACCACGACUAUGGAGGCUUCCAGUUCAACAAGGCCUGGGACCAGCAGAUCACCUACACCUGGGCCAGCGACCGCUGGGUCAUGCCAGGCCAGUACUUCAUGCAGCGGGUGGAGUAUCCUGAGUUCUCCGUUGAGAUCUUCAUGCUGGACUCCAACGCCAUGGACUCCCAUCCGAAGAGCGCUGACCCCAAGCACAACAUCUGCGGUGCCAUGCACAACCCUCCCGGGGCCAACUGCGCUUCCACAGGCGGACCGAGGGAUCUGGACGCCUGCUUCAAGUUCAUGUGGGACACCUGGAGAAGUCAGGAGAAGUGGACGGAGAAGAAGCUGGAGGAGUCUACAGCUGACUGGCAGCUUAUCGCCACGCACUUCCAGUGUGGACACCAGGCGAAUUGGUACAAGAAGCUCCACCAAAAUCUUGGCCUGGACCUCUUGGUGACCGGACACACCCAUGUGCAGAAUAUCUUCCACAAGUGGCACGUCCUGGGUGGUCUCACCUGCUUCAUUACUGGCGGCGGCGGAGGCAUUACCGCGGAGGUCUCGCCCAAGCAUAGCCACACCACGGCCUAUGGAUUUUUCGACUUGGCCUUCACCAAGGACGAAAUCAAGCUCGAGUCGAUCAAUUUCCGCGGAAACAAGAUAGGCUCUGCUACGGUGACUCCAGUUGCGAAGAACCUGUGA